Messenger RNA from Racocetra fulgida, 439 nucleotides. Lineage: Eukaryota; Fungi; Glomeromycota; Glomeromycetes; Diversisporales; Gigasporaceae. The record is from the annotation of a GenBank genome assembly.
GUCAAAUAAAGAGGCAACGGAGUCCAAGGCUAGAAAGCCAGUAGGCAGGGCUAAACAGCCCGAUGCCACCAUUACCGAAGUAAAUCAGCUGUCUUGGGGCUUGAGCAAAGGACAUGGUGAGGCAAAGGUUCAAGAAGAGGCCAAUAACCUUUACCUCCUUUGCACUGAUCUGAUGCGAAUAGCUGUGUUUAAUAAAGAUGCAAUCGACUAUUACAAUAUGAAUUGUGUGCUAGGAUUUCAGGUUGUCGGGCAACAUAUCACAUUCUAUCUAACCACUCUUUUGUAUGACGCCUUAUAUGUUAUGGUGGAAGUUGGCCACAUUGAUAUACCUAGAUCACUUGAACAGGUUUCAGGGUCAUUAGUCAUGGGGCGUUGGAUUCGUUGGUCUUGGGUAGUGCUCCGAACGGGUCGGGUCGGGCCGGGUUAUAGGCCAACCUGA